Messenger RNA from Alternaria metachromatica, 699 nucleotides. RefSeq lists its product as uncharacterized. The record is from RefSeq and is a predicted model, not a curated record. Lineage: Eukaryota; Fungi; Ascomycota; Dothideomycetes; Pleosporales; Pleosporaceae. Bases 1 to 699 code for a protein of 232 amino acids. The transcript has a single exon. Gene Ontology annotation, molecular function: acyltransferase activity, transferring groups other than amino-acyl groups.
AUGCGUUCCGAUAAUCUACCUGCUCUGGACCUGGCAAAGCAACACGAGAAAGACUACCCAACGCCACCAGCAUCCGGCGCAUACGAAUCCUCACCAGGAACAUAUAUGCGACAUCUCCUCAUGCCCAAAGUUGUUACGCUAGGGGCGUGCCAUCGCGACGUGGUUGAGAUACUCCGCGAAGCAGGAGUCUUACGCACCGAGCUUCCAGGCCCUGAUGCCGAGCUGAACAAGUUCUUGUUCAAGCUUUCUGAUCUUCCAGAGACCCGAGAGCUACCCAAGGGAUUACGGUGGGGUGAGAUGCGCGAGCAGGAUAUCGAUGUCGUCAAAGCCAGGACGUCGAUUCCAAGGACGACGAAGACACUCAUGUCACUAAAGAGUGUGGGUGUUUUUGAAGAAGAGACAGACACAGCAGUAGCGUGGACAUUCCUCGGGUUAGACGGUUCUCUUGUUACGUUACAUACAGAAGAAGCAUAUCGAGGAAAGGGGAUAGCAAAGGCCGUUGCAGCGAAGCUGUUUCGACAAUAUGCCCCAGGAUUAGCAGUAGACGACGACGGGAAUGCAUGGUCACACGCGGACGUAUACUUGGGCAAUGCGCAAAGUGAGAGUGUCUGUCGAAGCUUAGGAGGUAAGCCGCUCUGGAGGUGCUUUUGGGUGCGGAUAGACCUAGAAAGGGUGGGUCAUCCUGCAAAGGCUGUCUGA